CGCAGGGGGCAGCGGCCCGGAGCGGAGCGCUGGGGCCGCGGCUGGAGGAUGGGGGCGGCCGGCGGCGCGGGCUGCUGAGGGGCGCCGAGCCACAGCCUGCCGCCUCCCCCUUUCCUUCCCUCCCUUCCUUCCCCGCCCGGCUCCCCGCUCCCAGCCAGCAUGAACCGCCUCGGCGCCGGCAGCGUGGGCAGCGCCACCGCCGCCUCCGCCGCCGGCCAGUACCGGGUGUGCGGCAAUUGCCGGAAGGUGCCGAGACAGGAAAAAAGAGUCCAAGUCUCCCCACCAUUGACAAGAGGACCAAGUGCCUUUAUACCAGAGAACGAAGUUAUGCAAGCAAAUGGUUUGGAUGAACGUACUAAUCUUCUUGUGGAAGAAUACUCUACAUCUGGUCGCCUGGACAACAUCACGCAGGUCAUGAGUAUCCAUACUCAGUACCUGGAGUCUUUCCUCCGCAGCCAGUUCUAUAUGCUGCGCAUGGAUGGGCCUCUUCCUUUGCCCUAUAGGCACUACAUUGCUAUAAUGGCUGCAGCCAGACAUCAGUGUUCCUACCUAAUAAAUAUGCAUGUUGAUGAGUUUUUGAAGACUGGCGGGAUUGCAGAGUGGUUGAACGGUUUAGAAUACAUUCCCCAAAGACUGAAAAAUCUGAAUGAAAUAAACAAACUCCUUGCACACCGGCCCUGGCUAAUCACGAAAGAGCACAUUCAGAAACUUGUCAAGACUGGGGAAAAUAAUUGGUCUCUUCCUGAACUGGUGCAUGCUGUUGUCCUGUUGGCACAUUAUCAUGCCUUGGCAAGUUUUGUAUUUGGUAGUGGCAUCAAUCCAGAGAGAGAUCCGGAUACAUCUAAUGGAGUCAGACUUAUAGCAGUCAACAACUUCUGUGUCUGUGACCUUGCCAAUGACAACAACAUAGAAAAUGCAUCCCUCACAAGUAGCAACUUUGGGAAUGUCAUGGUGUUUUUGCAGAUUGCAGAUUCUUUAAGUGAGCUGGAGGCCUUAAUGGAAAGGAUGAAGAGGCUACAAGAAGAUAAAGAGGAUGAAGAAGCCUCUCAGGAGGAAAUGGCAACUCGCUUUGAAAAGGAGAAGAAGGAGAGUCUGCUAGUAAUUAGUGGAGCGUUUGAUGAUGAAAUAGUUUCUACAGAUGUCUCCCGCUAUAUUGAAGAUCCUGGGUUUGGGUACAAAGACUUUGCAAGGCGAGGAGAAGACCAUCUGCCAACAUUCAGAGCUCAGGACUAUACUUGGGAAAAUCAUGGCUUUUCCCUUGUAAACAGGCUUUAUUCUGAUAUUGGGCAUCUCCUCGAUGAGAAGUUUCGGAUGGUGUAUAAUCUCACAUAUAACACUAUGGCAACACAUGAAGAUGUUGAUACAACUACGCUAAGAAGAGCUUUAUUUAACUAUGUCCACUGUAUGUAUGGAAUCAGGUAUGAUGACUAUGAUUAUGGAGAAGUUAAUCAGUUACUUGAACGCAGCCUGAAGGUUUACAUAAAGACAGUGACCUGCUACCCAGAGAGAACUACCAAGCGCAUGUACGACAGUUACUGGCGUCAGUUCAAGCACUCGGAGAAGGUUCAUGUCAAUCUACUUCUAAUGGAAGCUCGCAUGCAAGCCGAACUUCUGUAUGCUCUUCGUGCCAUAACUCGUCACUUAACCUGAAGCAUUCGCUGGGCAGAAGUAAAGGAGAUUUUACCGAGUAUGUAAAGACCUUUCAAAAUAGAUACACACCAGAAGCUGUUUGUGAUGUAGCAUCAGGUUAUUCAAGUCUCUAGUGUCAAAGUUUAGCCGUUCUUCUUGACGGCUGUAAUGUGCAAUGACGUGUUUUAUUUUCUUGAUGCUUAACAUUACUAAUGAUAACAAAAGUAACACUGAGGAGCACUACUCUGCGUUGUUUCUGGCUGGAUUUCUGCGCAGUGGUCAGGAUCCUGAAACUUUUUAUCAUAUCCAAUCCUAGCGCUUUGUUCUUUAAGCACUGGAGCGAAGUGCUUAGAGACUUCUUUUUCCAAGCAAUCAUUUUUCAGAUUAGUGGAGUCCAGCAGAAGAUCGGUUCUGCCUGUCCUGAGAACGUACCAUCAUGUCGUGACUCGUGACAGAGACGCGCGGGCUGCGUUGCAUUGAAUUGCCCACUGGAUUCUUCUGUGUCUCCUGGAGACUGCUUGCCAGUCACUGUCUUACUACAGCAAUUGAAGGUGAUGCAAGAUGUGGGUGCAAACAUUGAGCACACUUUAAUGUGAAAUUAAUCGUGAUAAAUCCUACAGCAUGCUACUGAAGUGCAAAAUUCAUCUGCUUUGUCGUGCCCCUUCCCAAGAGAAGAGGCCUCGCGAUUUGCCAUUUCAGCCACACUUACUGUGUUUCAUUCAUGCAUAGUCUUGUUUUCCUGACAGUCACCCUCAGUUGUCCUUACAAUACCCAUGCUCAUCACAUGUUGCAGUUUGUUUAGUUGGCACCUAUAAAGUUAAUACACAGGCUGACCAAAAAUAGGGUUGUGGGUUUUUUUGCACUCUCUUCUUUCUCAAUGUUUUAACUAAGGAAAGUAAAGGAAGGCUAGCAUAUCUGUUCUUUCAUAUUGGGUGUAUAAAAUUUAUUUCCCAUAACUUUUUCAUAGCAUGAAAUUUUAAUAUUCAAAGUUUAAAAAGUUUCUAUGCAUUAGUGUGAGUGAACAAAAGAAAAGUGCAAUAUUUAAAACGAAAGCAAGCUUUUUUCCCUAUCAUGCCACUGCUAAAGUGUCCUUCUUACAUAGCCAUAAAGAAAUUUUAAAACCAAAUUUCUUUAUUGUCUAAGGCCUAGCAGUUUUGUUUUAGCUUUUACGGCUUAAGACAACCUGAUACUGAGAUGCCAAAGCAUCCCCAAAACAAAGCAUUCUUAGACAACCGGUAAUAUUGGGGAAGGGAAGAAAUAAGCUGCCAAAAAUGUCACACUUUUGUGCUGUUUUCUGUUGCUUUUGACUAAUUUUUAAGAGCACAAAAUGUUGAUAUUUAUAGCUUUAUUUUGUAUUGCAUUUAAUGAACCAGUGAAGUGCCUAAAGAGAUGCUUAAACUUACCCGGUAGGAUGCAAGUUGUCACUGCUUCAACUUUCGACUGUUGGUUUGGACUUUUCAUGUUUCUUCGAGGAGGGUGACCUUUAUUUCUGUUGCAUACAUUCAAAUCUAACUGGAUAGAUUUAUUUUUAAUGUUCCAUUGGAUUGUAGAAGAUAAGACAGUAUUCUUUUCCAUUGGUGACUGCAGAAUAGUUUAAAAAAAUACCAUCAGUCCUAUUUCCUUUUCAUUAGACAAAAUCAUGGACCAGUACGCUACUAAAGCUAGUUUUCUCUUUUCUUCCCUUUUCCUGAUACCUUGCUGUGACUUCACAUGUUGGUUUUUUUGCUUUAUCUCUCUGUUCCAGAUUGGAAAGCUAAAUGAUUGUACACUUUUCUGCACUUUCAGACUGCAGACUCUGCAUGUGGAAACCUUUUGAGGAAGAAAUCAGUAAUUUUUUUUUCUUAAUGUAACAUUGGCUAUUUAGAAAACUACCCAACAGACAGCAUCAGACUCUCUUCUAGAGAGAGCAUUGGGUAAAACACCAGAUUUAUUUAUCUUGUAUAGCUAACUGCAAAUAUUUCUCAGAAGUGUUGAGAUGUUCCUAUGUAUGAACUUAGAUUAACUUUCUAAGUUGUUAUGAUCCUUUUUCCUCCCUCUUGUGACUGUAGCGGCCAUACCUAAUGGCUUUUGUACAUAAAACAGUUCUGCUGAGAGAAAGUUUUCAUGCAAUACUUUCGCUUUUUUCAAGUGAUGGGAACUGUACAGUACUACUUUAAAUUCCUUUGCUUUGAAAAGUCAAGUAGUUCUCAAGAAGCACAGCUGAGCUCUGGAAAGGAGGUGAAACUAGAUUUGGGUAACUAAUGUGACUGCUUAGUUUCCCUUCAGAAAUGCAAAGACUCUUAGAGCAGGUUGAGUUUUACAUUUGGAAACAUGAGUGCCUUUACUUCUUUCCUUAUGAUAUAUACUUGCCAGCUCACAUGCCUUCUGAGCAAAGUAAAUGAGCAGAUUUGAAAUAUAGAAACCAUAAAUGGAUUGCUUCAUAAAAAUUGUAGUAAACCAGUGAUUUUUAUUUUUUUAAGGUGCCAUAUCCAUCAUGAAUGGCCUGCGAGACAUUUCACCAUAGGAAAUGUCAUUGUACAACUAGUUUGCUAUUUCUAUUUUUUUUUUUUUUUAGUAUUAAAUUCAAACUUGAAACUUCUGGAAGUGUUUUCCACAUGGCAUUUUUUUUCAAAGUAUUGCAUUUACAGUGUAACAAUUUAUAGUCUAGUUUUUAUACUCAAAUUUAUGAUUUUUAAUAGAUGUUUGUUCAGAAUAGGUGUUUAAAGUCAGACAACUCUACUAUACACUUUAUGCACGCUUUAGGCUCACACUGUGCCAAAGUCUAAUGUGCAAGUGUUCUUGGAUUUUUUGCAUUUUUAAAGCACUCAUGAAUGUGAAUCUUCACACUUCAUUCAUUAAUAUUUUUUUUUAAGAGUACCAUAAUCGUUGGAAGGCAGAUACUCUCCCUCUGUGUUCCUUUCUUGGAAUUGAUAUUUACCAGCACUAAUGUUAGUCCACAAAAUCCCAGCCAUGACCAACAUAAAAAGAAAGUGUACAGUCUCCUGUCUACUGGAGAGAGAGCUCGGUAGGUACAAAUGAAGCAGCUAGCACAGGGAAUGCUGUAAGUAGGCAACGGAGCUUUUGAGCAUGGAGAGCUUCUUACCAUUGCAGAAUCGCUUCACAACGUGCGUUGUGAGUGAGUACCUCCUUGCUGAAACUGCUCCUUUUUUUUUUUUGUAACAAAGAGAAGUGAAAAAGGUGCCGAUUGGAGAAAGCAUUUGCGUUUCGCAGGACACAGUGCGUGCAGCAGAACGUCACAAGGGUGCCGUCAUACAGGAACGGAAACCAUUUUAAACUAGGGUGCAGUUUGUGCAGACAGCUACUAAAGCUAGUGUUGUGGUAUCCUCUGAGAAUUUUGGUGAGCUGUAGAUGGAUUUAUUUUCCUCAAGACUGAACUGAAACAUACAUUCUUUGUCCUAAAGCCUUCGUUAAAAUGAAGAGGAUGUACUUUCAGCUUUAAAGGUAAAGAAUUGCCACUAUCAGCUCUUCCUAGGUAUUAAAAAAAACUUUAAGGACAGGAAAAUCGGUGAUUGUAAACAAUUAUAAAUAUAGGUCUCUAUAAAUUUAAAACAGAACAAAAAAGAAAACAUUUUGGUUCUCUGUUACUUGAGUGACAAAGGUCAAAGCACCAGAUUCUUCAAAAGUAUUUCUGUUUGUAGUGAUGCUGACAGAUGUUCUCAUGGAAUUUGGAAAAAGCAGCUAGUUGCCUAAAUUUCCAUGGGAAUUUAAGCACCUAGGCACAAAAUCCUACCAGGUGCCCGCUUGCAUUUUUGAGUCAGAUUUUUAAAGAUACUUAGUCACCUAAAUUCAGUAGAACAAAAUCAGUUUCCAUAGAGAUUAAAGGAAUAAUGUGCAGCAGAUCUAUGUGAUUGUUAUUGAAAUGGGUUAUUUUGGGGACUUAAUAUAGGCUUAGAGAAAUCACUCCCAAAGCAGUUAAACUGUAAGCUGCUGCUGUUGCAGAACAGGUUCUCGAUGUUUCUCAUGCAUGUGUGUUUUCCAUGAACAUAGGCAUGCAUUUCAGGCUCAUGUUCCAGAGUUUGGACUCUCUUUUAGAAGAGCUGGAUUAUUUAACCUGUACUUCCAGAAAAGAUUUAUUGGCAAUAGCAAGUGGAUAGCUUGUGCCUGGACUAAGAAGUUUUGGCCAGAAAGAAAUACUCCAAAUCUCCUUGAUUUCAAGUGAUGUUCUUUCACUUACUUUCCUUAGAGGAUUGGGUCUUUCUCCCAUAAAUAAGGGGUGAUGUUGCACAAAAUGGAGGGAGAGGGGAGUGGAUUCAUUCUAAAUGAACUUUCCCAGAGCUGAUCUUAAUAUAAAGAAUUGGUUUGCUAUUAGUGAUCAUUCCAAGAGCUGGACAAAAGCAUCAGUUUUCACUGUCUGAAUGUGAGAUUUCUUCUCCAUAAUGUCCCCCAGCACUAUGUUUGAAGAGAUGCAUCCACCAGCUUUUCCACAUUUGGGAACUGUAAAUGACAAUUUUUAUCUCCAAAUGAAAAUGAAUUUAGCGUCUCAUACCUACUGCAUAGGUCGCAGGUGUGGGAGAUGGAGAGAGCACGGUAGUAUGAGGAAACUUCAGGAGCAUCUUGAUCAGUGUUAAUUUAUCCCUUGGAGCACAUUUCCUGGCAUGCGGUUAUGCUGCUGCUCCCCCAACACACAUCGGGUCUCUCUUGCAGACAUUUAAUCCUUCUGCUGCUCACCAGGGGCAGAAAUUGUCAUUUCCCGACCUGCCACCACCACCACCCUGCGUCAAGUGCUUCCUGUCUUCCCAACUCACAACCCUUAGCAGUCAUGCAGGGACAACCUCCUAGUCUUUACCUUGUAAACCCAUGCUAGGUUCCUCUAUUGCCAUUUGCUAUUGAGUUCAGAGGGUCUUUCUCAUGUUCAGAAUCACUUAUUUGCCAUAUUAGGUUAUUUAUGGACAGGAAAAUCCUAAAUCUGGUUCGAAAGGAUGACACUCAGUACUUGCUUACAACAUUUAGGUAACAUUUGCCAGUAGCGUGUCAGAUCCCGUCUCUGGAGUUACAGUAAUAAUCCAGUGGAUCUACUAAGGAGAUGCUUUCUUUGGAGAAACUCCCCAUGCUUGAGCUGUUCAGCCAUGAAGGGUUCUUUGAGGGACAUCUAAUGGGGGAUUUGAGGUCCUGUUGUGCCAGGCAGGCUUCCAGGGCCGUUGGGUCGGCAGCUCCUUGGGUGCCUUGCAGCCGGGCAACUGCAGCCGGCCUCUGGAGCAAGUGAGCCUGGGUUUUUCACUUACCUAUGGGAUAAAUCCAAACGCACGCCAUGGAGCGGCUGCUGGAGGUGUAGUCAGGGUUGGCUGUUCCUGUGGGUACUGAGAGUAUCAUCAGGGCUUGUGGAAAAUACAAAUCUGAAUUCUGCUCGUGUUCCCGGCAGUAGUUAGAGGUGGUAUUGAAGAUGCCAGUUAACUGUGGGGAGCAAGCCGUGCUGUCAGCACCAGAAGGUAGAGACCCCAGGUGCUCCCGAGGGGACACAGCCGGCACGGGAGGAGUUGACAUGUUGGUCAGUUGAAGAAACUUCAACGAUGUGUCCGAGAGGUUCUUGUGUAUGUCUGUGCGUAGGGGAGGGGGUGGGAGAUGCCUCCCCCCGAGGUGUCCAGGGGGCUGCUGUAGGAGAAGAGCCGGGACCCUUUCCUUACUCCACGGAUGGAGCAGGGGAAGGGAACCAUUCACUUCUGCCUGAGAAAACUGUGCUGCGGUUGAAUUACAUUUUCUUGCCCCCAUCAGCCCUCUGAAGGGAGUUUUCAGCCGCAGUGGGUGAAACACCAAGCAUUGUGUCUCCAGGCGAGGGAUCUGGGGGCGCAGCAGCGGGUCCAAACAUGCACUGUCCAAAACCGUUUCUCAUUCCCCACUUCAUGCUCAUGUUGUGCCACCAGACCCAAACCUCUUCCCGCCAGCCUGGCUGCCACGUGCCCGGGUGGCUGCAGGAGCACCCUGCUUGGGGUGGUGCCAGAUGCGGCCGCUUUUAGGGGAAAAAUAAUAAUAAUUAGGCUACAGCCCUUGGACUCUGCAAGGCAACACAGUCAGAAAUCUUUUCACGACUGUGACCAGAACUGGAUAUAAACUGUAGCUUAAAAAAAACAGGAAUUUUGUAAACUUGAAAUCUCUCGGUUUUACCCUUUUCUCCUUUUGCUGGAAAGCCACACAAUGAAUGUAUAUGCUUUAUCUUUCUAUCUGACAUAACUGAAAAAUCAGACUGCCAACUCCUUGUUUUGUAUUAGCCUUUUUCCUUUUUUUUUUUUAAAGAAAAGUUUGUGAGCAAUAUAUGUAGCAUGCUGUGAACGUCUGUUUUGAUCUUUAUAGUUACUCUUUAAUCCAUCAGUAUUAACACCAGUUCUUUUUUGUGUUCCCCUUGGUACUUCGUAUGCAGUGUAAGCAGAAGCUGUGAUCGGCUUUGCAGUCCUGUGCCGUGUUACUGUAACUCCUUGAUUUUUUUAGGAAGCACCUGACUGUGGGCCACCCUGGGGCAGGCAGCGUGCCUGUACACGACUGCCACUUUUCGAUCUCUUGUACUAUGUAUAGUUUUAAGUAGAAUAAGCUUUUUAACAGAAUAUUGAUGCGGUUUAUGAGUCAUGCAGGCUGCAAGUGUCUGGUGUGUGAGAGUCUUUGUAUUUAUAGUUGUUGGGGUUUGGUUUUUUGUUUUGUUGUUGUUUUUUUUUAAUUCAUAAAGUAGCAAACUUGAUAAACAUAGCCACUUUAAACUGCUCUUGCUAAACAGACCCUGCUGUAGAUAAAAUACCACUGUAGAUACAGGGAGGCACGCCGGCAGACCCCUCUCGACCGUGGGUGAGCUGAGCCCCUGUCUGUGAAAAGCACGGUCCGAGCGGCAUGGCUGCCCUGCGUUUGGCCACAUUUGGACCCAGACGCCGGAAGGCUGGGGUCUGGGUGUGUUUCAGCCCCCUGUGCCCAUAGCCUGCCGCUGGCUGACCCCUGUGGUCUGCUUGCUCGUGCACAGGGGGAACCGUGAGCCUUGCCGGUGUGGGAGGGAUGGACGGACCAGCCGCUGGACCGAAAACAUGGGCACAGUAUUUCUGCAGCUGAAAAGCUUCCAAGCCUCUCUUGAGUGCAAAACUUAGCCCUUGAUUUGCCGUCUGCAGAGCCCGGCGUGUCAGGGGUAAGAAGCGGCGUUGGCUCCCUGUUGGUGGCUGUGGGUCUGAGCCCCCUUGCCUGCAGGGCAGGGCAGGGCUGUGCCCACGGGGGUGGUGUUUCUUUGCAUCUCCCACCUCUCACCCUCUGGACAGGGGGUAAAUUGUGCCCAGCCCCAGCCUGGCAGCCUCCUGCCUCCUCCUGCCACGGCUGCGCAGGUGUUUCGGGAUGGAGGAUUAAGGACAAAGCUCUGAUGCUGCUGCUCCCUCCCACCACCGUGAACAGGGAAGCGUGGUACCUCUGUGGGCCCCGCGGUCCCCACAGCGCCCUGCGGGUGGGUGGCACGUCACCUUCCUGCCUCCCGGGCCACCACCUGCCCUGAGCCCUGGAGAUAUGCCACGGGCUCCCUGCUUUCGCAGGAGGUUUGCCUGCAAGGUGAGGCAGCUGCUAGGAGCUCACUGUGGGUUUCCACAGCAGCUUUUAUCAUUUUUUUUUUCUGUUGUUGCUGGUUGGGGCUUUUUUUGUUGGGUUUUGUUUGUUUGUUUGUUUUUUGCAGAGGACAGACUGACCUAGUGGGAUGGAUUAUUUCUGUGUGUCACUUUUUGUAGUUAAGUUACCCGACUUGAAUUUAUCUGAACAGAUGCAGAAGGAACUUUUUUUUUGUGAGUUAAGAGACAAAAACGCAUUUUUAAACAAAAGAAUCAUGUAUUAACAUUUUAACAGCAAUUCAUAAAUCUGCACUUUUUAUGAGGUUUUGAAAAAUCUAUUUAUAGGUACGGAACAAUGGGGUUUGUUUAAAACUGUAUCGCAUUUAUACUUGCUGAAAUUACUUUCAUUGUUAUCAGUAGGAAUUUCAUUGGUUAAAUAAAAUGGAUAAAACCUG
Messenger RNA from Phalacrocorax carbo (great cormorant), 9580 nucleotides. The record is from RefSeq and is a predicted model, not a curated record. Lineage: Eukaryota; Metazoa; Chordata; Aves; Suliformes; Phalacrocoracidae.